This is a messenger RNA of Cercospora beticola, 1689 nucleotides long. RefSeq names its product acyl-CoA dehydrogenase family protein. Gene Ontology annotation, biological process: fatty acid beta-oxidation using acyl-CoA dehydrogenase. Gene Ontology annotation, cellular component: cytoplasm. Lineage: Eukaryota; Fungi; Ascomycota; Dothideomycetes; Mycosphaerellales; Mycosphaerellaceae. The record is from RefSeq and is a predicted model, not a curated record. Gene Ontology annotation, molecular function: acyl-CoA dehydrogenase activity; heme binding; flavin adenine dinucleotide binding.
AUGUUGGUGUUGUAUAGACCCUUUCCGUUUGAAUCAACUUCUCUUUGUGGCCAAAAGUCGCAAUUCCAGCACCACAGAUUCCAGCCAUAGCACACAUUCAUUCACAAUGGGAGGAGGUCCAGCAUUGACGCGACAGGAAGUCGCCAAACACACUUCCGAAGAAGAUACUUGGCUCAUCAUCGACCACAAGGUCUACGACGUCUCCGAUUUCCUCGAAGCCCACCCCGGAGGCGAAGUCGUCCUUCGUCAAGUCGCCGGUCAGGAUGCCACCGAAGCCUUCUACAACCUUCAUCGCCAGGAGGUUCUCACACAGUAUAAAUCGCUAUGCUUGGGAACAUUAGAUGGCGAGAAGGAGGAGGUUAUCACACCUCAGCCAGGCGACCUGAGCAAGGUCCCUUACGCCGAGCCAUUGUGGUUGAACCCAGUUUUCAAGAGCCCUUACUACAACGAGAGCCACAGGAAAUUGCAGAAGGAAGUGAGGAAAUUCACCGAGCAACACAUCAAGCCCGAGGCCAGAGAAAAGGAGGAAGAUGGAACCACGAUAUCGCAAGAGCUGAUCGACAAGAUGGCUGCAAACAACCUUCUGGCGUGUCGACUGGGGCCUGGUAAACAUUUGGUCGGCAGAGAGUUGUUCGGUGGUGCAGUCAAGGGAGAAGAUUUCGAUUACUUCCACGACUUGAUCGUCACCCAGGAAAUCGUGAGGACGAACAUGCGAGGCUUCCAGGAUGGAAACAUGGCCGGUAUGACCAUCUCUUUGACUGCUGUACAUCAGUGGUGUAAGGAUGAUGAACUCAGGGAGAGAGUUUCGAAGGAGGUGCUUUCAGGAAAGAAGAAGAUCUGUCUUGCUGUCACUGAGGCAUUCGCCGGAAGUGACGUGGCAGGUUUGAGGACGACAUGUGAGUUGAGCGAGGAUGGACAGCACUACAUCGUCAAUGGCACGAAGAAGUGGAUCACCAACGGCGUUUUCUGCGACUACUUUGUCACUGCUUGCAAGUCGGACAAGGGCUACACUGUGCUGCUCGUCGAGCGAGACGACAAUGUCGACACCAAGCUGAUCAAGACUUCGUACUCGACUGCUGCCGGAACGACUUACAUCGAAUUCAACAACGUGAAGGUACCAAAGAGGAACAUCCUCGGACCUGAGCACGCCGGAUUCCAAGUCAUCAUGGCCAACUUCAACCACGAGCGCUUCAUGAUGUGCGCCAUGGUCUCCCGCUGGUCUCGCACCGUUCUCGAAGAGUGCCUCAAAUGGGGACACCAGCGUAUCGUCUUUGGCAAGCCUCUCAUCCAGCAGCCAGUCAUCAGAGGCAAAAUUGCAGCCAUGAUCGCCAAAGUCGAAGCCUGCCAAUCCUGGAUCGAGUCUAUCACAUAUCAAAUGACCAAGAUGUCUUAUGCGGAGCAGUCCAAGCAGCUCAGCGGCCCUAUCGCACUCUGCAAGUUCUACUGCACGCGGUGCGCUCACGAGAUCGCGGACGAUGCCACGAAUAUUUUCGGUGGAAGAGGUAUCACCAGGGGCGGAAUGGGAAGCGUAGUUGAGAUGUUCAACCGAACGAAUAAGUUUGAUGCCAUUUUGGGUGGUGCUGAGGAGGUUCUGGCUGAUCUGGGUGUGAGGCAGGCAAUGAAGUUUAUGCCAAAGGGAGCGAAAUUGUAAACUCGAAUGUUUUGUCUAACUCUACUUGCAGCAUCACU